AUGGCUGGCCUCCCUCAGAAGAGCCAGAUGUUAGAAGAGGCAUUUUCGGCAUUGUCAUGUGUUUUCCUGGGAAAACUUCAUGAUGAUAACCAGAUCUUGCGCUAUGGGCUCCAGCUCUACAACCAGGCAAUCCAAAAGAUGUCAAAGGCAAUUAGUCGCAAGAGUUACACCGAUGAUCUUAUUUAUACUUGUUUCAUUUUCCAGCAAAUCCAGAUUCACUAUUGCCCAUCUAGUCUUGCUGAAUGGCUGACUCAUUUCGAUGGGUUGGGCGCCAUUAUGAAAUGCUAUCGCCCAACCAAGUCCACAAGUCAGAUCCUGGCGACAAUAUAUGGCCAAAGUCAUGCUCUGAGCGUAGUACUUGCAGCAUUCAUGCAUCUUCCUGCAGAUACUAUCGACUCAUACAAAAAACACAAAGGAGAUGGAAUACUGGAAACACUGGUUUCAUAUUCAGCAGAAGUAUCACGUAUCGCCGCCGCGGUUGAUACUACAGACGCGUCUGAUCGUGAAGCUUGCCAUUCUCUAUUGAACGACGCCCUGAAUGUCGAAAUGGGGGCUCGAGAACUUGAUAUCAGAAUCAAUCACGGUGUCCCUGGAGACCCUCCCGUAUACGCAUGUGGUGAAUUGAAGACGAGAGUAUCCCAAACGGAUGACCUUUUUGGUCCCGCUUAUCGAUUCUCCUCUCUUGAGGAUGCUACUCUACGCAUUCUUCUCUGGCUUUUACUGUCGUUCACUCAUCCUCUCAUUUGCUAUUGUCAGAGCAGGGUUAAAGCGCAGACGGCUAGUCGGGAACAAGUGAGUGAGCGCUCUCUUGAAGAAAGCGCAAAUAAACUUGCCGAGUUUUAUGUCAGCAAGAGCAUCCGCUGUCUUCCAUACAUUGGUCAAGUUGAUAUGAGCCCAUCGGGGCUUCAUCAUGGGUUGCUGGUUGCCAUCCAGGCGUCCCGGGUAUAUUCGCACUCUAGAGACCAGGCUCGCUUUCUUUGGACUCAGGACCUUUUUUCGACUCUACAACUUGCCGGUUUUGAUUAUGUGGCACGAUUCCGUGAUAUCUUUGGGGCUUAUUGGUCUGAUACCCACCGACAUAAUGUUUUCAGAAUUUUGAAUUACAGGGAGACGGUGGAGAAGAAUAAGACGCCUAUCCAAGACCACCAUUGA
Penicillium verhagenii is the source of this 1152-nucleotide messenger RNA. RefSeq lists its product as uncharacterized. The record is from RefSeq and is a predicted model, not a curated record. Bases 1 to 1152 code for a protein of 383 amino acids. Lineage: Eukaryota; Fungi; Ascomycota; Eurotiomycetes; Eurotiales; Aspergillaceae. The transcript has 2 exons.